Molecule: messenger RNA, 391 nt
Organism: Selaginella moellendorffii
Lineage: Eukaryota; Viridiplantae; Streptophyta; Lycopodiopsida; Selaginellales; Selaginellaceae
Product: DNA-directed RNA polymerase III subunit RPC10-like
Exons: 2
Coding region: 27-380 (117 amino acids)
Biological process (GO): termination of RNA polymerase III transcription; DNA-templated transcription
Cellular component (GO): RNA polymerase III complex
Molecular function (GO): zinc ion binding; DNA-directed RNA polymerase activity; nucleic acid binding
Source: RefSeq, a predicted model, not a curated record
GGUUCCCCGAUGGAGUUUUGCCCGACAUGCUCGAGCCUGCUGCUGGUGGAGCACGCUGGCAGGCUGAGAUACUUUUGCCCCACCUGUGCAUACAUUUUCGGCGUGGACCUCAAGGUUUGCUCUCCUGCUUUCUCUCCUCGUUCACGCCUCUUCCCUCUCAGAUCAGCAAGCCGAUCCCUCUCAAGAACAAGGAGGUUGACGACGUUAUGGGGGGAGAAGACGCAUGGAAGAAUUGCGAUCGCACACCAGUUACCUGUGCCAAGUGCAACUAUGGGCAUGCCUACUUUAUGCUGGUCCAGAUCAGAUCGGCGGACGAGCCAAGCACAGCCUUUUACAGGUGCUGCAAUCCAAACUGCUCGUUCCGGUGGAGAGAAGACUAAACUUAUUCUCA